AUGCGUUUCUCUGUUCUCUCCGUCAUCACAGCCCUUGUUGCUGUUGCUUUUGCCGAGGAUACGACCACCGACAUUGUCACCAAGUACGAGACUUACUGCCCCGAAGCUGCUGGCAGUGGUGGUUGGGGUUCUGUGCCCGCGGUGACGCCCUCUGCGUCUGUGUCUGCAGUGACUCCGCCUUCCGUGGCCACCUUCACCAGCGGCUCUGUUACUGUCAUCCGGCCUGUCUCUUACUCGGUCGCCACUUACUGCAACAGCUGCUCUAGCUCAACCCCCGUCGCUUCUUUCGCUACUUCUUUCCCUGCAUCUUUCCCUGCAUCUUUCCCCGCGUCUUUCGCCACGUCCUCCCCAUCCAAGCCGACUCCCCCUGCCAACAGCAAGCCCGCUGUUCCCCCUAGCUCGGUCGUCGUCACUCCCUCUCCGUCGGAGUCUGUAUCUCCUCUCUUCACCGGAGGCGCUGCUCACCAUGCUGCCGGUGCGGGUGCGGGUCUUGCGACCCUGUUCGGAUUGGUGGCUUUCUUGCUUUAA
Monascus purpureus is the source of this 528-nucleotide messenger RNA. Lineage: Eukaryota; Fungi; Ascomycota; Eurotiomycetes; Eurotiales; Aspergillaceae. The record is from the annotation of a GenBank genome assembly.